AUGUAUUCUUCGCGGGCUCGCGCUGCUUUCGCUGGCUUAGGGGUCCUUGCUUGCCUGGUCUUGGCUAUCUUCAUGCUCGUGCAGGCCUUCGGCAAGGGUCCUUCUGUUCACGGAUGGGCGUUGGAUGCGUUAAAUAUAUACGCUCCUUCCCUCGGCAUCCAGUUUUCUGAACCUGUGGCAAUGAGCAUCGCAGGAUCGCCUCGGUAUAAUAUUCACAGCUCCGAUGCCGCAGAGGAAUGGCGGCGUCUUCUCCCCGACAGUGGGCAUACAGUUGUCGUUGACGAUGAGAUCUACACUGUAACGCUCUUCCACCAACUCAAAUGCUUGGACCUCAUCCGCGAAGCAUACGCUGGGGGCCCUGAGCCUGUCGCAACACCUAUCGUCCGCCAUUGCAUGAACUACCUGCGUCAGACACUACUCUGCCACCCGAAUCUGUCAUUGGAGAAGGGCGUGUCGCCCCUUGGGAGUGUAGAGACCCGUUAUGAUGUAGCAUGCCGCGACUGGACACAGGACGGCGGGAGCAUUCGCUUUCUCUUCUGGGCCGCUGUAGUAUAA
Messenger RNA from Peniophora sp. CBMAI 1063, 555 nucleotides. The record is from the annotation of a GenBank genome assembly. Lineage: Eukaryota; Fungi; Basidiomycota; Agaricomycetes; Russulales; Peniophoraceae.